This is a messenger RNA of Melitaea cinxia (Glanville fritillary), 741 nucleotides long. Its product is annotated as histidine-rich glycoprotein-like. Bases 1 to 741 code for a protein of 246 amino acids. The transcript has a single exon. NCBI's taxonomy places the organism in Eukaryota, Metazoa, Arthropoda, Insecta, Lepidoptera, Nymphalidae. The record is from RefSeq and is a predicted model, not a curated record.
AUGAGAAGCCUUAUUUUAUGUUGCGUCCUUUUAGCGGCGCUGGCCUAUGUCAGCUGUCGAGAGGUAUCCCGUGAAAAGCGAGAGGCAGAUUUAGAGGAAGCUGCCAGUCAUCACGGUAAAAAAUGGGAUAAGGGUGGUGGUCAUGAGCAUCAUGAGCAUCAUCAUCAUGACCAUGGCGAAAAAGGCCACAAAGGCUACAAGGGCCAUCAUCACCAUGAACAUGGCAAAAAGGGGCAUCAUCACCAUGAAGGCCACAAAGGCCAUCAUGAUGAACAUGGCGGACAUAAGAAACACCAUCACCAUGAUGAUGGACAUCACCACGAACACCACCACGGUGAGAAGGGCCACAAGGGACACGGUCAUCAUGAAGAAGGCCAUUAUAAAAAGGGACACUCAACUAAGGGACAUCAUGGGGUACACAAGCAUGAUGAAUUCAAAAAAGAGAAACACUUCCACGAUCACCAUCAUGAAGGUGGUCAUCAUGAACACCAUGGAGGUCAUCAUGGAGAGCAUGGUCACAAGAAGGGCGGCGGUUUCCACAAGGGACACAAGCACGGUGGACACCAUCAUCAUGAGCACGGCAAGAAGGGUCAUCAUGAAAAAGGAGGACAUCAUCAUGAGCACAAGGAUCAUCACGAUGAAGGUGGUCACCAUGAGCAUCAUCAUCAUCACCAUGAUCAUGGUAAGAAGGGAGGCCAUGAAGAUCACAAGCACUGGGGUUACAAGAAGGGACACAAAUAA